GCCGGCGCACGGUCGAUAGCUGCCGGGCACGGGCACGGCCAUGAUGCGCGACGCGUGCACGCGCAAGCGGCCUCGACGUGCUGCUGUGUGAGUGUUGUGUUGUUGUGUGGACGCGUGAACGCCUCGCCCCUUGCGGUCGGCGCCUUGUGCUUUCGGAUUAAUUUUCAAUAAUGCAGCUGUCUAAUGGAGUCUAGCUUAGGCGAAAGGAAAGCCGAUUCAUGUCUUGCGUUGCAUCCCCCUGCUAUGUUAUCCGAUACACGUGAAGGCGAGCCCGGGGGCGAGCGGCGGCGGUGCGCGGGCGCGGGCGGUGUGUCGCGCGGCAUGCGGCGCCGCCCGCUGCUGCUGUUGCUGCUGCUGGCGUUACUGCGCGCGCACGGCCUGCUCGCCGCGUCCGGAGAAGCCGAUUAUACAUUGGACGACUCCUUUUGGAGUGAGGAUAGUGCUUUUGGUGACCAACACGAAGAAAAUAAAUCAGAUGAGGUGGAGCGUCUGCUACGGGAGUACCGUCAAAACCAAGAUCUGGUUCGAAAUAUUGGAUCACACUAUUAUCAAAUCAUCUAUCCCGUGCAGCUACGACACCACGAGAAAAUGGGGAUUUCAACCAGAGAAAUUGCACCAAAGGGUCGAGGUCCUGAAUACCAACAGGGGUCACGGUUGCGAUCAAGGACCGGCAAGCACUUUCAUCGUACAUCACUUCUCAUCAAAGCCUUCAAUCACAAGUUUCGUCUUGACCUCGAGCUUAAUACGCAACUGCUAGCGCCGAAUCUGAAGCAAACGCAAUACCUCGCAAAUGGUGCCGAGAGCGAAGUGAGAACGGAAAUUGAGCACUGCUAUUACCACGGCACCGUUAAGGAUUACCCAGGCGCAUCUGCGGCCUUUCAUACCUGCAACGGCGUGUCCGGUGUCAUUCACAUCGGCAACGAAACUUUCGUCAUUCACCCCUUCUACGGCGGCGAUCUAUCGAAGCACCCACAUGUGAUCUUUGAAGCGCGGACGAAGAUGAACCAAGGGUGUGGCAACAGACUCGAACAGCGACAGAAGAAUAGACGUACGAAACACAUCGAAUACAUCCAGACCGUGUUAGCUGAUGAUUCAAGUUACAAAGGAAAAACGUUAGAGUGGUGGCAGACCAACCUCAGUCUAAGAGCCCUCAAGAGACUUAGAAGAGAUGUAAGAGAAACCACGAAGUACAUCGAAACGGCACUGGUGAUAGACAAGGCGAUGUUUGACAGAAGAAAUGGCAGCACGCGGUCUGAAGUUGUCCAUGACGCAAUACAAGUUGCCAAUAUAGCUGACUUGUAUUUUCGCACGCUAAAUACCCGAGUGUCACUCGUCUACAUCGAGUCAUGGCAGAGUGCGGACCAGGCGGACAUCGACAGGAAACAGGACAUCACUCGCGCCAUACAGAAGUUUAGCGACUAUAGCGCAAGGAAACUUUUCAAGAUCGAGAAGGACACCACUCAACUCUUAUCCGGUUUGACGUUCCCUGGUGGUGAAUCCGGGAUUUCCGUGCCGGAUACAAUGUGCACGCCAAAGUCCGUUGGUAUAUCCGUAGACACGAAUACCUACGAACCUCAUCUACUGGCUGGGACGAUGGCACACAUGAUCGGUCAUAAUAUUGGUAUGGGUCACGACGACGGCCGAGAAAAUUGCUUCUGCAGGGAUUGGCACGGAUGCAUAAUGGCGCAGUCCAUUGUUGGGUUGGAAAACGUCCAGCCCUACAAGUUCUCAGAGUGCUCGAAGAAUGAUUAUAUCAACGAGUUGCGGAUUGGACAGGGGUUGUGUUUGCUCAAUAAACCGAAUGAGUUGGUAGUUCAUCGUCAAUGUGGAAACGGACGUCUGGAUGAGGGCGAGGAGUGCGACUGUGGGACGAUAUCUGAGUGUCAGCAUCUGAAUCCAUGUUGCGAUCCCUUCACUUGCAGGCUCACUAAGGAGUCGCAAUGUGCUGAGGGAGAGUGCUGUGAGCGAUGUCAGCUAAAGCCACGCGGUAUCACAUGUCGGGAAGCGACUAACGAAUGUGAUCUCGAAGAAACCUGCACCGGCCUAUCCGGUUCUUGUCCUGUGGACGCUUACCGGAAGAACGGCGAGCCCUGCGAGUCCAGCAAGGGAUACUGCUUUGCUGGACAAUGCCCUACACUGUCCACGCAGUGCGAAAAAAUCUGGGGCACGGGCUCAAAUGGAGCUGAUAAAGAAUGCUUCGAACAGUUCAACUCCAAGGGUUCGGUCACAGGACACUGUGGGCAAGACAAUGGUGGGAAUUAUAUGAAAUGUGAUGCAGAGAACGUGAGAUGCGGUUCGCUGCAAUGUCAAUCCGGCAACAGAUAUCCCGUAGUACCGGGUAUGGACGAAUACUACACGAGAACUGUUAUUACUAUCAAAGGCAAUGAAUAUGAUUGCAAAGCGACCACAGGUUUACCAGAACAUUCCGAAAUUGGGCGCUUGGGGCUGGUUCAGGACGGGACCCCGUGCGGAGACAACCUCAUCUGUGUCAAUCAAACCUGCACCUCUAUCUUCCCGUACAUUGAUCACACCAAGUGCCCAACCGACCACAACAAUAAUGAGUGCUCCGCCAGAGGGACUUGUUCCAAUGCAAACAAGUGCGUGUGUAACCGAGGAUGGACUGGACCGGACUGCUCGCAGCCGGACGCCCUGCCGCCGUCGCCGACGCCCUACGUUCCAGACAACGCUACCAAAGCGGCUUACAACAUGACAAAGAAGGAAACGCCGUAUGAGAACUACCACGGCUCGAACACGGUAUUCCUCGUGGCGGUGCUCAUGUCUGUGGUAGGGGGGGUAUUCAUAGUAUUUGCCCUGAGCGCUCUCUGCUACAGGUCAGUCGUAGUACACAAAAACUUCUCCCUGUGCCUAAGGAAAAAGAGUACGCUACCGAAGUACGACCCUCCGUACGUGAAGAAACCGAUCGCAAAAAGCUUCGCAGCCGGUUCCACUACAUCGAAUAAUUCGCAAGAGGACAUAUCGCUUGACGGUGGGAAGAUGCACGCCUUUAAUAACACGUUUAGCCGCGGAGACUCCCAGCGCGUGAUCUUCAGACACGGGAAUCACAUGUCGGGAGCUGGCAACACUAGCAGAUAUCCAGACCAUAAGCAAAUGAAACGUGUACAUUCCGGUAGUGAGGACGAACCGACCCAUUCUGGCGAAGAAGACAUCGCCUUCAUAGACGUAGCUUCCAACUCAAUGGCAAAACUGCCAGAAAAGGGUAUUCUGAAGAAGCAUGGAUAUGGUGCAGUGGAUGGUAAGGACAAGUGGGCGGAAGACUCGCAGUCCGAGCAGCUGGAAGCUGGAUCACAAUCAGACGGACAGGAGCCAGCAGGGGCUGUCGCAGACAUGGAGUACAAGUUUAAGGAUUUGAACGGCUAUCACGAAAACAUAAUCGUAGCGUUAAAGACAGCCGCCGCCCAGCGAGCAAGUGCUGGUGCUGCCGUCGGCUCUGGAGACCUGCGAGCUCUCCAGGAAUACGAAUAUAAGCGAGAAAGAGCACCCAGCGCUGAGAAAAUCCAUGAAGCCGAUUUGAGAAGACAGCGAGGCGAAGAGGAAGAAGACGAAGCACCACCAUGCGGACCGAUAAGGAUCAGGAACUUAGAAGAUUUGAUCAGACAGCUCGAACAUCACUCCAGCAGACACAUGAGCCCGUCUGGAUCGGAAGAUAUAAGAAUGUCGGAGACGGAAGCCGAUAGACAUUAUCGAAUUGAAGGAGAAGUACCAGCUCGUUGUCGCGGCCGCAUCGGUGCCGGCGAGGAGGAGUCCCGCUUCGGCUACCCGCGGUUCCGCGGCAGCGCGCGUCACCACCCCGCCAUGUUCGCGGCGCCCGCGGCCACGUCCCCGGCGCUUCUGGCACAUGCGCCGCACAGCUCGCACGGGACGCACCCGGCGCACGGGACGCAUGGCGCGCACCCGGGACAUGUCGUCGCGCACGGGACGCACCGUGUCCCGCCGGAUGACGACGCGCUCUACGAAACCGCGGAUACAGAAAGAUUACGCGAUGCACCCGACAGCGAGAGUGAUGAAUUUAUUCAAGCUCAACAACAGUUAGCCCGGUGGGCGAGUGAAGAGGCGGUGCCGGUGGAGCGCGACUACUUCCCCUCGCCGACCUCCCCGCUCCCCCAGCUCGGCUCUCCGCGAUCUCCGGCCAGCUCCGGCAGCGAGCGCCCGGCCGCCUUCCCCGAGUACACGCACUGACCCCCUGCCCGCCACCACUAGCCCUAGGACGCGCGUAGUGGACAUGUGAAUACGUAAUCGUUAAAAGUCAAAUGUAAAUAAUGAAUCUAAUUGCACCGACUUUAACGAUUUGACUGAAAUAAUUAGAUUAUUUAAGAGUUAAAUCGUCAAUCACAAUCCGCGCCGUCGCCGGGUCGCGUUCUUUUAAAUAUUUAUAUUCGUUUUAAAUCAAUACGCUUUAUAUACUCUUAUCUGGGUUCCGGGCCGGCGGCGGGCGGCCGCGCGUCGGAACACAAGUCGGGGUACGCGGCGGGACGCACGGCG
Molecule: messenger RNA, 4500 nt
Organism: Vanessa tameamea
Lineage: Eukaryota; Metazoa; Arthropoda; Insecta; Lepidoptera; Nymphalidae
Gene: mmd
Product: mind-meld
Exons: 29
Coding region: 184-4197 (1337 amino acids)
Biological process (GO): proteolysis
Molecular function (GO): metalloendopeptidase activity
Source: RefSeq, a predicted model, not a curated record